Messenger RNA from Coregonus clupeaformis (lake whitefish), 1414 nucleotides. RefSeq lists its product as uncharacterized. The coding region runs from base 8 to 934 and encodes 308 amino acids. The transcript has 9 exons. Lineage: Eukaryota; Metazoa; Chordata; Actinopteri; Salmoniformes; Salmonidae. The record is from RefSeq and is a predicted model, not a curated record.
UGUGAAGAUGAAGGGCUAUAUUUUGCUGUGUUUAAUAUUUCUGCUCCCUGUCACAGUUAUUGGACAAGGUACUACACCAGAUCUGACAACAUCGUGUGUAGGAGUAAAGGACUUUGAAGUGUGCAGGAUACAUAUAUCACCUAAAUGCAGUGACAAUAGCAAAUGCUACUGUAAGGACGAUAAAGCAUUUUGUAGGUGUAACAACUACAUAAACAUGUGGUACAUAGGGGAGAACUGUGACUUUGAGUGGACAAUAUUGACAUUCGCCCUGGUAGCAACUCUACCAGGAUUGGCCUUGGCUGCUAUUGUUGGUGUGAUGGUCCAGUGUGUCCAUUACUCAAGGAAACCAGCCGAGAAACAAAAGGAUCAGACAGAGGGUUACACAAAUAAUGCAAUGUCACCAACAACAUAUGAUGAAAAUAAUCAAGAUUACAUGUUCUCCAACACUAAUCGGCUAAAGCCCCCCAGUUUCCAGCCCACCCUGGAGAGGUUUCCCAUGGCCAAUUUACACAACCACCCUUACAGCCCCCAACCAAACGGCAUGCGGCCCACUUUAGAUAGAUCGUCUUUGACAAACCCUACAAGCCAGCCGUACAGCUCUUCACCAAACAACAUUCAUCCCUCUUUAGAUAGAUCGUCUUUGGCCAUCCCUCCAAGCCAGCCAUACAGCUAUGCUACAGGGAUGACCCAGCCCCUGGGUAACGCCUACCCCAAGUCUCCAUCGCCAAGGAACCCCUAUGAAGACAGAGCGCCACCUCCAGACUGUUAUGACGACCAGCACAUGAGACCAACACAGCCCCCACCAGGACACAAUGGCAUGAUGAGAGAAGGCAUGUAUGGGUAUCCUGUGGCCAGUUCCCCUGCUCCCCUCUACUCAGCUCCGGAGUACAACCCCAGUUCCCAGUUUCCCCGAGCCCAUUUGGAGAGACUCUGAGGACAAACAGUGGGACCCUGGACUGAACUAGGAAGGAAGUGGAGCUCCACCAAUUUCACUAUUACAAUGACCAAAAUUGAACUCACAUCUAAUUUAAAGUGAGCGGAAUAGCUCAACAUUCAAGGCCUUUGUAAACGUUCAUUUAACAUAGUAAAAAAUUGAAAUUUAAAGGCAAUGUUCCCACAUUCACAGAGAAUGCAUUCAAGGUAAACGCUGCAUAUGUCGGCUCAAUCGGAAAUUACCGUUAAAUGUUAAUCACGCAUUAAGACGGAUAUUCUGCACUACGGAUUUAAUCUAGGCCUAAGUAACAGGUUUGGGGCCAAUUCCAAUUUAAUUUGAAAUUCCAAUUCGAUUGUUGAAUUCACUCAUUAACUGGAGAAUUUACAUUGUUUAAAUUCUAAUUGAAUUCAAUCUUCAAGUUAUGGAAUUGGACUGUGAAUUGCAAUUGUAAAAAUAAAAAAAUAAAGUUUUUUUAAUGUU